UAUAUGUAAACGUUAAAAGCAUAUCGCCAACACAAAAAAGCUAGUCUUACUAGCUUUUGACUUUUGACGAAAAAGUUAGCUUUUUAGUCAACAAAAAAGUCAAUGCAAAUAACAUAUACUCAUAUACAUACUUUGAUUAUUUGACCAUAGAAAAAGUUAUUUACCAAAUAAUUGUUGUGUUAAUGUGUUAUGCAUGCUUUGUGAGAGUUCCCCUCUUAAACAUAUCCUUCAUAGUUCAUACUCAUCUUUACACAUACCCCCCCCUCCCAAAAAAAAAAAAAAAAAAAACUCUACACAUUAAAGCCAAGUGUUAAUUGGUCUAAAAUUUUUAUUGAUUCUCCAUCAUAUAUUUUUUUUCAAAAAUUACUAAUUUUAACUAUUUUGACUUAACUAAACUUAUUUUGGCUGAAGUGAAACAAUUUUUCAUAAAUACUACUGUAUUAUUUUGAGGUGAAAUGAACAAAGUGUUAUUCAGCAAAAUAAAAUUAAUUUCAGCAAAAAUAACGUGAAGAGAACAUACACAACUUACACAAGUUAGAGGUGAUUAAUUAUGGCCCACCCUGCUUGCCCGACUCGAAAAUAGGACAAGUUUGGGUAAGCAAAAAAAAAAAAAAAAAAAACCAUUUUUUUAGUUAAAAACCCAAAGCCAGCCCAAAAGCCCAAUUCAGUUCGACAAGUCCGUUUCAACCCAAUAACCCGCCACUUUUUUACGAAUUUGGGCACAACAUUUAAUAUUAAGACUCAGCCUAGCCCGGAUGAUCACCUUUUAAGGCUUUAACACAAAUGAAUCGUGGGGUUACUAGUUUACAACCUUACGAACCCUCAAUCGAGUCCUAUCAUAUUUCUUGGAAACUGUAAUUUUUAAACCCUGGAGUGUACCAUAGUUGCAUGCAAGGCACAACAAUGGCGGAUCUUCCGACGCCAUUAAUCACUAUAAUUCUCUCAAAACUUCCAGUCGAGUCUCUUCUACGCUUCCGUUGUGUCGCAAAAUCGUGGCGGUCUUUGAUCGACGAACAAUAUUUCAUCAAUCUUCAUCUCAAAAACUCUUUGCAAAACUCUACUCAUCAAACCCUCAUAAUUAACGACAUUUUCUUAUAUGGUGGUAGUCACAAUUCCACCAACAAAGAUCCCUAUCUUUACUCCGUCGAUUACCCCACUUUGAAUCGUGCCACAGUAAUCAAUUGCCCCUUUGAUUGUGAUUCUUUUGAAACAGAGAUUGUGGGUUCUUGCAAUGGAUUGCUGUGUUUGGCUGAUGGAAUUGCGGCGUUUAUUUACAACCCGUCGACGAGAAAAUACCGGGUAUUGCCUGUUUCUCCUGUUGAAAUUCCUGGGUUUAAAGAACUUAAUAGGGUAGUUUAUGGUUUUGGAUAUGAUCAUGUGAAUGAUGAUUAUAAAUUGGUGCGUGUUAUUCAAAUGUUUUCUGAUAAUAGUGAUGAUCAUGUUAGUGAAGUGAAAUUAUAUAGUUUGAAGGCUAAUACUUGGAAGAGAGUUAGAGAAUAUUCUAAUAAAUAUUACAUUGGUAAUAGCAUUUCUGGGGGAGUUUAUUUGAAUGGGUCUUUGCAUUGGUUGUAUGUUCGAAAACCAGCGUCGAUGGGGUGAAUGUGCUUAUUGCAUUCGAUAUUGGGACGGAAAAAUGCAAGGUUGUGCCACAACCUAAUUAUGAUCGAGUGACUUCGAAUUGUUCUACUGAUUGGGUCAUUGAUGGGUGCCUGAAUUAUUCUGCUAAUUUAGGGGUCCUUGAUGGGUGCCUUAUGGUUCAGGUAGCUUACCGUAGAGUUCGGACUGAUGUGUGGAUCAUGAAGGAGUAUGGGGUGAAGACCAUCAUGGACUAAGCUGUUUACGGUUCCUCAGAGGGAGUGUGUUGGUUUCUAUCAAUCUUUGAAGCCAAUUGUUUACUUGAAUAAGAAUGGUUCUGAGGAGGUGCUCUUUGAGAAAGACUUUGAGAAGCUUGUGUGGCUUGAUCUUAAGCGGCGAAGAUCUAAGACUGUGAACACCUGUGGUCUUCCUGAUUCAAUUGACACGGUACUGAUGGUGGAAAGCCUUGUUCCACUUGAUUGU
Molecule: messenger RNA, 2058 nt
Organism: Chenopodium quinoa (quinoa)
Lineage: Eukaryota; Viridiplantae; Streptophyta; Magnoliopsida; Caryophyllales; Amaranthaceae
Product: F-box protein CPR30-like
Exons: 1
Coding region: 889-1599 (236 amino acids)
Molecular function (GO): protein binding
Source: RefSeq, a predicted model, not a curated record